AUGGAUUUCUCCGAACUGGAAGCCACCGAGGGCCUGCGCUGGUCGUGGCACUCGUGGCCCGUUUCCAAGCAUGAAGUCUCAUCUCUGGUGGUGCCACUAUCAGUCAUGUACACUCCAUUAAUGGAGUUCAAUGAGCUUCCUGUCCUCCCUUACGAGCCCCUCACUUGCUCUGGAUGCACCGCCCUUUUGAACCCUUACUCGCGCGUCGACUACACUUCCAAAAUCUGGUCGUGCUCCUUCUGCCAUCGGAAAAAUUCCUUUCCAAAAUCGUACACGCACAUCAACGAGAACAAUAUCCCUGCGGAGCUGUUCCCAACUUACAGUACCGUCGAGUAUCAUCUGUGCACGAGCCAGUUCUCGGGCCUGGAUCCGGGCCUUGGAAGGAGUGCGAGUGCGCCAAUGGGGUUGAGAACGAACAAUAGCUCGUUUUCGAGUAUGUCUGUGUACUCCAGCUCAGACUGGGCUGGAUCCGGGACUGGUGUUGGGGUCGGGCCCGCAUUUGUAUUCGUUGUGGAUGCUUGCUCGUCGGAGGAGGAGCUUGGGAUGCUGAAGAAGGAGCUGCUACACGUGAUUGCACAACUGCCGGAAAAUUCUCUUGUUGGUCUGGUGGUUUUCGACUCCAUGGUGAAGGUUUACGAUUUGGGGUUCACGGAGUGUUUGAGAGUCGUGAUGUUUCACGGCGAACGUGAGGUUUCAUCGGAGCAGGCCAAACACUUUCUGGGACUUCAUCACACGAAGCACUCCUUCGGAAAGGCACCAAUGCAACAAAGGCAACACGAGUUUUUACUGCCAGUGUCCGAGUGCGAGUUCAGUAUCACGACCGCAAUCGAGGACAUCCACACUUCGCCCCCUGUCGAGCCAGGUCACCGCCCCCUUCGCUCCACGGGUCCCGCCAUAUCUGCUGCCGUGGACCUUCUGGAAGGCUGCUCGGUGAGCACCGGCGCCAGGGUGAUGGUCUUCACGUCGGGGCCCUCAACUAUCGGGCCAGGUGCAAUCGUGGGCCUUGACCUUGCCAACCCCAUCCGGACCCACCGCCACCUCAACGGUGGCCACACCCGGCACCACAAGAAAUCCAUCGAGUUCUACAAACAAAUAUCUCGCAGGCUAACUGACUCGUCCGUUGUGCUCGAUCUGUUCGCCUGCUCUCUAGAUCAGGUAGGAGCCUACGAACUAAAAGACCCCGUCGAGCAGUCGGGCGGAUAUAUGAUACUAGCCGAGUCGUUCGGGUCCGAGCAGUUUGCCAAGUGCCUGCACCGCAUAUUCAACCGUGAAAUGUUCUUCGACGCGACCAUCGAGAUUGUGACGACAAGGGACGUCAAAAUACGCGGGGCCCUUGGUCCUUGCGUCUCCCUCGGUAGGAUCAGCGAGUCAGUGAGCGAGCAUCCCAUAGGCCAGGGCGGGACCCAUGUCUGGAAGCUGUGUACGCUCACCAGCAAGACGUGUGUCGCCUUCUUUUUCGAGAUCGGAGACGAGCAAAGGGCCCAGGCGGGGUCCGCUUUUCUCGUGCAGCUCAUCACGCGAUACAGGCAAGCUGGUGGGGCUGUAAGAAAACGGGUGACCACUGUGGCCAGGAGAUGGGUGGCAAAAAACUCGCCGGAGAUCGCGGCCGGGUUCGAUCAGGAGGCGGCGGCAGCAGUCAUGGCCCGGCUGGCGGUCCACCGGAUGGAGAACAGCUUUGCCCACGAUGUCAUUCGGUGGCUCGACAAAACCCUGAUCAGCUUCGCCUCGAAAUUUGGGGACUAUGUGCAGGAGGACCCGUCCACCUUCCGCCUCUCGGCCAAUUUCUCCCUCUACCCACAGUUCAUGUACUACCUGAGGCGAUCCCAGUUUAUCGAUGUUUUCAACAGCACGCCGGACGAGACGGCCUACUUCCGCCUGAUGCUCAAUCGUGAGGGAGUUGUGAACUCUCUUAUCAUGGUGCAACCGACCCUUUUUCAGUACUCAUUUGAUGGGCCACCCGUGCCGGUUGUUUUGGACGUGUGCUCGAUCUCCACCGACGUGAUUUUGCUCUUCGACUCGUUUUUUUAUGUCGUGAUCCACUAUGGUUCAAGAAUCAGUCAGUGGAGGAAGAUGGGGUAUGACAGGGACCCCACACACGAGAGCUUCAGGAAGUUGCUGGAGGCGCCAGAUGUAGAUGCCGAGCAGCUCAUGGCAGAAAGAAUACCGGUGCCAAAGAUGAUAAAGUGCGAUCAGCACGGGAGCCAGGCAAGGUUUCUUCUUGCCAAGUUGAAUCCGUCUGUGACGCAGAAUUCUAGUCAUGCGGAGGGUUCGGAGGUUAUAUUCACGGAUGAUGUGAGCUUGCAGGUGUUCAUCGAGCACUUGCAAGCUCUGGCUGUCCAAGGGUAG
This is a messenger RNA of Striga hermonthica, 2346 nucleotides long. NCBI's taxonomy places the organism in Eukaryota, Viridiplantae, Streptophyta, Magnoliopsida, Lamiales, Orobanchaceae. The record is from the annotation of a GenBank genome assembly.